AUGGCCUUGUUUGGAAGCGGAGCGUUACUCGCCGACGCGUGCACGCACGGAAUUCCGAACAGUUUUGGGAAACUCGACGGAGGAGGAGGAGAGUUUGCCGGCGGGUGUUUUUUGAGCGGCGUGUUGACGUUCUAUGCGCUCGAUUGCUUCAUUCGUGCGAGAGUACGUGCGAAGAGUCUUGCUUCUGAAGAUGACGAUGGAGUCGCGAAGAGGAGGAGGAAAAGGAGAACUCGAGGAGGUCAAAAGGAGGAGGAGGAUGGCAGCGGCAAGAAUCAUCCUGGUCACACUCGAUGGCAGAACAUCGCGUCUGGAGGAUGGUUGAACUUAUUCGCGGAUGGGUUGCACAAUUUUACGGACGGCGUCGCGUUAGCGAUGUCUUUUAAAAAAGGAGGACGAAAAGCCGGCCUGGCGACCGCGACGGCGUUGGCGACGCACGAGCUCCCGCAAGAGAUUGGCGAUUACGGCGUGUUAAUAAACUGUGGGUUUUCGCAUGGACACGCGUUAGGGUUUAACUUUUUAUCCGCGACGCUCUCGAUUGUAGGGACGGUGUUUGCUUGGCACGUCGGGAAGAUGAGCGAGAAGUGGGAGGUUGGAUUGGAGGCGUUUUGCGCAGCCGGGUUCGUGUUCGUGUCGAUAUCGCAAAUGGUGACCGUAUCGGUGGAAGAGGAGGAGGAGGAGGAGGAGGAGGGGAAGCACCGAGAUAAAGGUAACAAAAGGCCGUACGCGAGAGACAUGAUGAGUGUUCUAUUGGGCGUGCUCGUCGUGUAUCAAGUGCACGCCGUGUUCGGGUGUUGCGGAGGUCACGAGGAAGAGGGACAUCAUCAUCAUCAACAUCAUCAUCACGACGAACACUGA
Molecule: messenger RNA, 855 nt
Organism: Bathycoccus prasinos
Lineage: Eukaryota; Viridiplantae; Chlorophyta; Mamiellophyceae; Mamiellales; Bathycoccaceae
Product: zinc/iron permease
Exons: 1
Coding region: 1-855 (284 amino acids)
Biological process (GO): zinc ion transmembrane transport; intracellular zinc ion homeostasis
Cellular component (GO): membrane
Molecular function (GO): zinc ion transmembrane transporter activity
Source: RefSeq, a predicted model, not a curated record